Eubalaena glacialis (North Atlantic right whale) is the source of this 2143-nucleotide messenger RNA. RefSeq names its product VPS37A subunit of ESCRT-I (gene VPS37A). NCBI's taxonomy places the organism in Eukaryota, Metazoa, Chordata, Mammalia, Artiodactyla, Balaenidae. The record is from RefSeq and is a predicted model, not a curated record. Gene Ontology annotation, cellular component: ESCRT I complex. The coding region runs from base 316 to 1545 and encodes 409 amino acids. The transcript is spliced from 12 exons. Gene Ontology annotation, biological process: protein targeting to membrane; ubiquitin-dependent protein catabolic process via the multivesicular body sorting pathway; protein targeting to vacuole.
GCAGGUGACGGAAGCUGGGGUGGUGGAGAGCUGGGCGGUCAGGCGUCCUGACUGGUUGGGGCGUCAGGGCCGUGAAGGUAGGACUGCCGGUCCCGGGCGGCGAGUUUCCUGUCUCCAGCUGUCCGCAGUCAGAGCAUGCCCGCCUGACCCCGAGGACCCCCGGCCGGGAUUGCUUAGAGAAGACGCGGCUCCCCAGCACUUGGGCUAGGGCGUCCCUGCCCUCUCCUCCUCUGUCGCUGGAGGACCGCCGGGCUGAGGAGCUGGGAGAAGCAGGCCAGAGCCUUCUAGGGCCUCGGGCCCGGGGACCCGUGGAGGAUGAGCUGGCUCUUUCCGCUGACCAAGAGCGCCUCCUCCUCCGCGGCUGGGUCCCCCGGUGGUCUCACCAGCCUCCAACAGCAGAAGCAGCGGCUGAUCGAGUCCCUCCGGAACUCACACUCCAGUAUAGCUGAAAUACAGAAAGAUGUGGAAUACAGGUUGCCAUUCACCGUAAACAACCUGACAAUUAACAUUAAUAUAUUGCUUCCUCCACAAUUUCCUCAGGAAAAACCAGUGAUCAGUGUUUAUCCACCAAUACGACAUCACUUAGUGGAUAAACAAGGAGUGUAUGUUACCUCUCCAUUAGUAAACAAUUUUACAAUGCACUCAGAUCUUGGGAAAAUUAUUCAGAGUCUGUUGGAUGAGUUUUGGAAGAAUCCUCCAGCUUUAGCUCCUGCUUCAACAGCUUUCCCAUACCUGUACAGUAAAGCGGGUGGGACGCCUCCUUGCGCUUCUCCGGGUUUUCCAUUUCUUCCUCCAUAUCCCCCACAAGAAGCUACCAGGACUGUCGGUUCUUUAUCUGUUGCUGACACUGUUUCUUCUUCGGCGACAAGUCAUACAGCAGCCAAACCUGCUGCUCCUUCGUUUGGUGUCCUUUCAAAUCUGCCAUUGCCUGUUCCCACAACAGACACUGCAGCACCGAUAAGCCAAAAUGGUUUUGGUUACAAGAUGCCUGAUAUCCCUGAUGUAUUUCCAGAACUCUCAGAACUAAGUGUAUCACAACUUACAGAUAUGAAUGAACAAGAGGAGGUAUUACUAGAACAGUUUCUGACUUUGCCUCAACUAAAACAAAUUAUUACUGACAAGGAUGACUUAAUGAAAAGUAUUGAGGAGCUAGCAAGGAAAAAUCUCCUUUUGGAGCCCAGCUUGGAAGCCAAAAGGCAAACUGUUUUAGAUAAGUAUGAAUUACUUACACAAAUGAAAUCAACUUUUGAAAAGAAGAUGCAAAGGCAGCAUGAACUUAGCGAGAGCUGUAGUGCGAGUGCCCUACAGGCAAGAUUGAAAGUAGCUGCACAUGAAGCUGAGGAAGACUCUGAUAAUAUUGCAGAAGAUUUCUUGGAGGGAAAAACUGAUAUAGAUGAUUUUCUCAGUAGCUUCAUGGAAAAGAGAACAGUAUGUAAUACUCUUCAGUUGAGGACAAGUGACAGCAUUUGCCACUGUAGAAGAGCCAAGGAAGAGAAACUUCAACAAGUGAUAGCAAUGCACAGCCAAUUUCAUGCUCCACUAUAGAUUUUCCUGAAAACAUGAACUGCCAAGAGAGGAAUGGGACACAAAACUAAGCACAUUUAUAUUUAUGAUUUGCAAAUUGGCAUUUCAUUACAGUGGCUGAAUUCAUAGAUACACUAUAUAGAUUGUAUACAGAACUGAGACUGAUUUUGUACAGAUUAGAAUGAUUGCUAUGAUCUUUGCUUUGAGAAAUUUUUCUGCACUAUUUGCACUAAAAAUGUUUAUUUGUUGUUGAUAAAUCCUAUCAUAUUUAAGUUCCACUGCUGUUCCUCUCUUACUGUUGAUUAAAUACCUAUGCAUGUAAUUUUAGCUAGUUUCAAUAUUUUAUAAAAUCACUUCAUUUAAAUUUGUAAUUUUAAUUUGAAACUGCCUCAUUGCUUUAUCAAGAAUGGUUUCGAUUUUUUUCCUCUCAACCUUUUUUGAAAAAUUACCAUUUCAACUGUAGAAAAACUGUUAUUCUUCCUGUUUCUUUCUGUAUGAUAAAACUUUCAAAAAUAAUUUGUUUUUAAAUAUUCACAGUGUCAGGAAACACCAAACCUGCCAAUGUGCUAUCUCAAGGAAGUAACUUUUAAUUCAUACAAUAAAUCAAAAGAGCAAACCA